AUGGCCAGACACAAAAGAGAUAAUAGUAUAAAUGCUAGGGAGUACCCCAAAAGCGACGCGAAUGCUUUGAAUGCGAAAGAUGCGAAUAAUGCUAGGGCGUUCCCCAAAAGCGACGUACAUGACAAGAACAAGCUUUCGCUACAACUACGCAUAGGAACGUGGAAUCUGGGAUCACUCACUGGUCGAUCACAAGAACUGGCAGAGACUCUCCAUCGGAGACGUGUCAAUAUUUGCUGCCUACAGGAGACCAAGUGGAAAGGUUCAAAAUCCAGAGACCUAGGACUGGGGUACAAACUUGUCUACUAUGGUACUAUGAACAACCAGAACGGCAUAGACAUUGUCUUGGAUAAAGACCUGAAAAAUCGCAUAAUAAAUAUUGAUAGACGAACGGAUCGUCUUAUGUCGAUUAAACUUGCUUUAGAUAAUCAACCAAUUGUGAACAUAAUAUCAGCAUAUGCACCCCAAGUGGGCUGCUCUGAAAGUGAAAAGGAGUCGUUCUGGGAAGAUUUAGAUGAACUUACUCAAGAAAUACCCCAAAAUGAACACAGAAUUAUCUGUGGAGAUUUAAACGGUCAUGUUGGAAAAUCAAAUCAUAACAUGACAUUUAACAAUGUUCAUGGGGGAUACGCUUAUGGAAACCUAAAUAAAGAAGGGACGACCAUAUUGGAAUAUGCUGUUAGACAUGAUUUAGUUUUAGUAAAUACCUGUUUUAAAAAGAAACCAGAACAUAUUAUUACUUAUAAAAGUGGAGAGAAGGCCACACAAAUAGAUUUCAUUAUUGCAGAUAGAAAAUUGAAACGCCAAUUUAAAGAUUGUAAAGUAAUCCCUGGUGAACCUUUGACUACUCAGCACCGAAUCCUUGUUGCAUCAUUCAGAUUACCCAAACCCAUUAAAACAACAGUAGAUAAAACAGCAAAAAUUAAAUGGAAAGAAUUAAAUAGCCAGAAGGGAGAAUCUUUUGUUACCGCAAUUCGCAAUUACCUAAUGGAGGAUAUAGAAGAUUACUAUGAGACAUCAAAUACUAUAUGGGAAAAAUUCGAAAUCUUUUGUAAAGCCCAAGCAACAAGCUCUUUGGGUGUCUCAAAAGGUGGCGUUAGCACGGGAAAAGACCCUACAUGGUGGAACACAAACGUGAAGAAGAAAGUAAGUAACAAGAAACAGAUUUUUAAGGAAUGGCAGAAAUCCAAUAACGACUUUGACAAAGAUAGAUAUAAAGAAGCAAAAUCACUGGCUAAGCGCACUGUUGCCCAGGCAAGAGCACAGUCAAGAGAAACUUUCUACAAUAAAAUAGAAAACAGCAAGUCCGACAGCGAAAUAUUUAAAAUUGCCAAGAAAAGGCACAAUGCAACUUUAGAUGUUAGAAUCAAUAAAUAUAUUAAAGAUAAAAAUGAUAUCCUCUUGACCAAAAAUACCGAUAUAAACAAGCGGUGGUUUAGAUGGCAUGUAGUGAGUAAAGCGAGUUCGCCUACGGUACCCAUAUCAGCUAUACAGCUUGGCUUA
Messenger RNA from Brenthis ino (lesser marbled fritillary), 1500 nucleotides. NCBI's taxonomy places the organism in Eukaryota, Metazoa, Arthropoda, Insecta, Lepidoptera, Nymphalidae. The record is from the annotation of a GenBank genome assembly.